Molecule: messenger RNA, 696 nt
Organism: Tachysurus vachellii
Lineage: Eukaryota; Metazoa; Chordata; Actinopteri; Siluriformes; Bagridae
Product: histone H3
Exons: 1
Coding region: 15-425 (136 amino acids)
Cellular component (GO): nucleosome
Molecular function (GO): structural constituent of chromatin; DNA binding; protein heterodimerization activity
Source: RefSeq, a predicted model, not a curated record
CACAGCUCGACGCCAUGGCAAGAACCAAGCAGACCGCCCGCAAGUCCACUGGUGGCAAAGCGCCCAGGAAGCAGCUCGCCACUAAGGCUGCUCGCAAGAGCGCCCCGGCUACCGGCGGCGUGAAGAAGCCUCACCGUUACAGGCCUGGCACCGUGGCUCUGAGGGAGAUCCGCCGUUAUCAGAAGUCUACUGAGCUGCUUAUCCGCAAGCUGCCCUUCCAGCGCCUGGUGAGAGAAAUCGCUCAGGAUUUCAAGACCGACUUGCGUUUCCAGAGCUCGGCCGUCAUGGCCUUGCAGGAGGCUAGCGAGGCGUACCUGGUCGGUCUGUUCGAGGACACCAACCUGUGCGCCAUUCACGCCAAGAGGGUGACCAUCAUGCCUAAGGACAUUCAGCUGGCCCGCCGUAUUCGCGGAGAGCGCGCUUAAACCUCAAUUCUGUCUAACGUACACAAAGGCUCUUUUAAGAGCCACCACAUUCUCUCGGAUAAAUGAGCCCUUUUUCAUAUCUGUCUGUGUGUACUCAGAGUUUGUUGUAUAAAGCUCACUUUGUGUUUGUGUGUAUAAUAUUAAAAUAUAUAAUCACAUGUAUGUAAAAUGUGAAUCUGCUUAACAGAAAUGAUUUACAGAGUGUUUGUGUUAGGAAUAUUGUGUUCAGGGAUAAGAAGAGUAAUUGAAAAUAAAUACACAUUUAUUUGUA